Sitophilus oryzae (rice weevil) is the source of this 2748-nucleotide messenger RNA. RefSeq names its product DNA helicase MCM8-like. Gene Ontology annotation, cellular component: MCM complex; nucleus. The record is from RefSeq and is a predicted model, not a curated record. NCBI's taxonomy places the organism in Eukaryota, Metazoa, Arthropoda, Insecta, Coleoptera, Curculionidae. Gene Ontology annotation, molecular function: ATP hydrolysis activity; single-stranded DNA helicase activity; single-stranded DNA binding. The transcript has 11 exons. Bases 495 to 2723 code for a protein of 742 amino acids.
CCGGUUACUUUUGCCCAUCUCUACUCGACGCUCAUUGGUCGUGACGAAAUCGUCUUCCUCGACAAAAUACGGCAUAUUUUCCUACAUAGCCCGCUAUAGGGAGUUGAAUAUCCUUCUUCUAUAUAUCCUUGCAGCAAUAAAAUGUUGAAACUCCCCUUAUUUUCGCCCCCUAUUGCUAAAAUCCCCACAAAACUCCCAAUCGGCUCCGGAUUCCCCAAAAUUUGGGGAAUUCCCCACAAAUUGGCAACGCUGGAGGUUAGCGUGUUCUUUCUGAAUAUGCUAAGACUAACGGACUAGUGUCGAAACACAGAUAGCUAGAUGAACGUAUUUCGGUACUUGUGUCGAUGCGCUACAGGUACAUUUGCCUGCGCGUCGUAUGUCUUCUGAUGGUCUUCUGGCAGUCUUUUAAUUUUUCUGUUUGUCUAUGGCUGUGAAACAAAAACAAACCCAUAGAGAUUUCAGACUUCAAUGCAUUAAAUAAUUUUGUCAGUGCAAUGGAAAAUGUUAAUAAUUUAGUAAUUAAUGAUUAUCCAGGUCUGGAUUUAUAUUUUUUAUCUUUAGAAGAGGAACAUAAGGAGAAAAUCAUCAAAAAUGCAACAUUCUUUCAGGCCCAUAUAAACAGAAAUUGUUUAUGUUAUCCCUUACAGCAAAUAGAGAAAGAUCAUUUCUUCAUGUUAGAUUACAAAUUAAUUUUAAGUGACGAACAUUUUAUUCUCCAAUGGCCAGAAUUUAAUGAAGAAUUAAUUAACUCAACUGAAUUUACUUUAAAUACUCUAGGCUUUGCAAUGUAUGAUCACAUUAACCAGAUUCGAAAAGAUAUCCAAAACGAACAAAAAAUUUUAAAAGCUCUCACAGUAAUCCGUGUUAGAAUUGUUAAUUUUGAACCAAUUUUACUACUGAAGGAUGUUAAUGUUAAUUAUUUUGGUAAAUUUGUUUCCCUUUGUGGCACAGUGAUUAAAGCUAGCAUGGUAAAGAUUAUAUGUAAUGUUAUGGCGUUUUAUUGUGAGGUAUGCCAACAAACUCAAGUGGUAAAACAAGCCAACGGAGUGUAUACACCUUUAGAAAAAUGCCAAACGCAUGGCUGCCGAACUAAGGGUCACUUUAAAUCUCUUUAUAAUUCUCCUUUAACGAAAACUGUAUAUUGGCAAAGCAUAACUAUACAAGAAUCAGAUUCGGCAAUGGUUCCACAAACUUUAGAAUGUGAAUUGACAGCAGAUUUAGUGAACUCUUGUUCACCUGGGGAUGAUAUAAAUAUAUCUGGAGUUAUUAAGGUCAGAGAUCCAAAUAGCAAUAAGUGUAAAAAUAAACAAAACUCAGUAUUUAAUUUGUAUUUAGAAGUUGUAUCAGUUUAUAACAAUAAAACUGAAAGUGAGGGAUCAAAUUCGCACGACAUAAUGAAUUUCACAUCUGAAGAUUAUUAUGCAAUAAAAGAAAUCCACGCUAAUCCAAAUUUGUUCACUUAUUUAGUGAACUCAUUAAGUCCCUCAAUUUAUGGACAUGAAUUAAUAAAAGCCGGCUUACUGCUAGCCCUAUUUAAGGGUACCAAAUCUAACACGUCUAGGGCAGAAUCUCAUGUGCUGUUAAUAGGUGACCCAGGUCUGGGAAAGAGUCAAAUGUUAAAGAGUUGCACAAAUGUCUCUCCUAGAGGAGUCUAUGUUUGUGGUAGCGGUAGCACUACGUCAGGUUUAACAGUAACGAUGACCAGGGAAACUGGAGGUGAAUACUCUUUAGAAGCAGGAGCUCUAAUGUUAUCAGAUCAAGGAUGUUGUUGUAUAGAUGAAUUUGACAAGAUGCCAACUCAACAUGCGGGUUUAUUAGAAGCAAUGGAACAACAAAGCAUAAGCAUAGCUAAGGCUGGUGUAGUAUGUUCAUUACCGACAAAACCCACUCUCUUAGUAGCAGCCAAUCCGGCUGGAGGCCACUAUAACAAGGCAAAGACUGUAGCAGAAAAUUUAAAAAUUGGCUCACCCAUGCUGUCCAGAUUUGAUCUGAUUUUUAUUUUGCUGGAUAAACCAGAUGAGGAUUUCGAUAAAUAUCUUUCGAAGCAUAUUUUGUCAGCCCACUCGACCAAAAAAAGAAAAUAUAUUUCCCGUGAUGUGGACAUGAAUGAUUCAAUUUCAAAUAGAGAAUCUCUAAGAAAUCGCUUGAAGACACUUGGGAAGGACAUAGAGCCACUUCCACAUAAAUUAUUCAGAAAAUAUAUUGCUUAUGCUCAAAAAUACGUCAACCCGUAUAUUUCAGAUGGUGCUAAGACUAUUUUAGCUGAAUUUUAUGUUGCCUUACGUAAACAGUUCGCUUCGGGAGAUUGUACACCUGUAACAGCAAGGCAGUUGUAUUCACUUAUACGUUUAACACAAGCUAGAGCAAAAGCUGAGUUAAGAGAAGAAGCUACCGAAGAUGACGCAAGAGACGUUAUAGAAAUUAUGAAACACAGUAUUGUGGACAUAUUCACCAACGAGGAUGGUAUGUUAGACACUACCAGGUCUCAAAUGGGCACGGGAAUGAGUUUCAAAAACCAAGUACUGAAAUUGGUGGAAAUGCUUCAAAGAAAGUCAGAAAUCGAAUCUAAAUCUUUAUUCACGUUGCAAGAGAUAAAAAACGCAAGCGAAUCGGUAGGAAUAUUGCAGUCAAAGUUCACCAACACGUUACAAUCCUUAAAUAUACAGGGAUACUUGUUAAGUAAAGGCAGGAAUACUUAUCAACUAAACUCCGCAUAUUUAUAGUUUUGCUAAUAAUAAUUUUUUAUUU